This is a messenger RNA of Rodentolepis nana, 2037 nucleotides long. The record is from the annotation of a GenBank genome assembly. NCBI's taxonomy places the organism in Eukaryota, Metazoa, Platyhelminthes, Cestoda, Cyclophyllidea, Hymenolepididae.
AUGGACUGGCGCAGUUUCAAUUUGAACUCAAUUCUCUGCCUCGUAUUACCGCUUCUCGCCGUUCGAGGGAGGGAGAUAAAAGCUGAUGAAGUCUGUCAGAUCUGUGAUGGGUGUAUAUACGGCUCCAUCUCCUGCCAAGAAGCAGGUCGAUUGCAUAUGCUCCCCAACGAUCUCCCCCCAGGCAUUCGAAAAGUCAUUAUUGUCAGCCAGCGGUUUGACAGUCAAUUUCUCUCCCGACAAAACAUAUCCUCCUACUCCCUACCUGGUACCGUCAUACAGGAGCUAACGAUUAUGGACUGUGGCCUUCGAGCAAUCGAGUCUCGGACCUUUAGUGGACUAAAUAGUCUUACCAAAUUAGACGUAUCAAAGAACUCACUAUCCAGGAUUCAGGGCAAUACCUUCUCGGGUCUAAGGUUGGACCUAUUGCGAUUGGAUGACAAUCAGGGCUUGACUCUUGAUGCAGAAGCAUUUGAAAAUCUCACCGUAUCCUCUCUAUCUAUGCAAAAUUGUGGUCUUCGAAGUCUUUCUUUUGAGGUUUUCCGACCUCUCCUACAAUCCGGUACCCUUACCACACUACGCCUAACCUCCAAUAGCCUUACCACUCUUGACAUACGGUUCGAGCCCUUUUUUCGCAAUCUCUCAUUCCUCUCCUUGGCUAAGAAUCCGUUCACUUGUGACUGCAAACUCAUGUGGCUUAGUCGGACUCUCCAACGAAAACGUCGGGAGGAUAAUGAUGAUGCUUUUCCAAUGAUCAAUGAUGAUAUUUUAUUAAUUGAACCCGACGAUGAUCAUCCAAUAUGUGAAUCACCAAGCCGACUGCGUGGAAAGCAGAUUGUUACCCUCGCAUCAACUGACUUUUACUGUGGACCACCACAGAUGAAAGCACUGGAAGUCGAUUUCAGUAGUUUUCGUGUGGGUGGGGGAGAAACAGUUAAUACAACUGCUGGAAUAGUCAUUAAGUGCGCGGCUCAAGGCUCCCCUGAAAUGCAAUUAGCUUGGUUUCAGCGUGAUCGGUGGGGCAAUGGACUCGUACCUCUAUCCGGAUCCAAACAUGUAUCCCCAGGAGUUGUCGAGGUAUCAAUUUCUCGUUCUUUGCUUGCCAAGAAUUCAACAGGUGGCAGUGAGGAAUUGGGGGAGUUGUUUACCUGUAUGGGAAUAGAUACCUAUGGAAACACAAGUGCCGACUUGUCCUUAAGGUGGCCAGCGUUCCAACCGACCUCAAUUGUGCCAUCCCAGCCCUCGGAUAAACGAAAUUCCCCAGUACCGCCCGCUGGUGAUGCUGACUACUUAGAAGUGGACCAAAAAAGUUUUAAAACAGACCGACUGGACGAAUUCUUCUUUAUGAAAAAGUUUACAGUCCUGGAACUAAUUGGCGCCGUGGUGGGGACCUUCACAGCAACUAUAAUGCUUUUCCUAAUGGGGUACAUCCUCCUCUACAUGCGUCAUCGACAACAAUACCCCAAAAGCCCAUCCAAAACCGUUUAUCCGCUAGUAUCUAAUACUGGACUAACAAAGUUCCCAGAUUACCAUGUUCUUGAAUCCAGCCCACAGCGACAAUUUCAGAACCACUUGGAAUGCCUUGGGAAUCAUUCAUGUGAUAUCUCAACGGAAAAGCGUCGGUUGAUGCAAAACGGGAAUUGGACAGACUCUACUCGACGCGGUCCGGAAGCAAGAACAGGCAGUAGUGUUUACUCUGAGUGUCCCACGUAUGACCUCCCUUCAAAUCAUUUAGUUGCUCCUCUUCCUCCACUCCCUGCUGAUCCUCCGCCCCCUUCACCUCCCAAUUCAACCAUCAACCAAUUUGGGACAGUUGGCGGGAUGCCGAUUGUUUACCCCCAGUCCCACUUUCUUGACCCCAAUUUGGCUGCAGCAGUUGCUAAUACCAGUGGGAACAAUAGCCAAUCCAACAACCUUCUAGCUCAAACACUCACAACUAAUGCGAUCUUAGUGGACAUGCUCACUAUGCAACGUCGCCAACACCAGCACCAACUUCAACACCAACAGGCCACCUCUCCAAAUCAAAAUUUCCGAUUCUAG